CUUUUUGCUUUGGAAUUCCAAUUAACCCUCUCUCCCUUCUGUGUUUUGCUUUGGACAAACUUUAGGCAAAGAACCUUCUUUCUCUUUCCUAUAUUUUCAUCUUUUUCCCCAUGAGUUGUUUUCUUGGAUAUUAAUGAAUGACUGCACUAAUGAAUCUGAGCAAGGGUUGUGGUCAUCAUUCAUUCCAUUGUCAACUCUCUCAUUAAUAAAUAGGUUAUUGUGGGUUUAAUUUGAUAAUCUUUUUUACUUCCCACUAGAAAGAUAGCUGGGAUUCUUGGUAAAUGCGAGUGUCACUUAAGGGUCGUUUGGAAAUUGUGAUUUCAAAUUGUGUAUUGACCUAAUUUAUGUAUUUGUGAGAUUAAAUCGUUUUUUUGACUUAUAUAGAACUAGAAUACAUGCAUUUACUUUUUGGAGGCCCCACCACUAUCACUCAAUAUUGAGAGAUUUACAAUCUCUACUUUUUGUUGAGAUUCUUCACAAUCACUCAAAACUAACUUUUUACCUUUAGAACAAAAACACAAUCUAAACCUCCAAACAAGAUAUUUGCCUAAUACAUCAAUUGAUCAAUACAUCAAAUGAUAAUACACUAAUUGUCUCAAUACAUCAAUUUGAAGAAUCACAACUUCCAAACAAGCCCUAAAUUUAAAGGAAGUUGCAGAUUCAUUGCAAUGGCUGCCAAGUGUUUGUGAAAAUUACUCUUUUGUUUUUUGUAGCUUCCAUUUUCCUCGAGUGACAGCGUCCUUCGUAAACCACCGCAUAAAGGCGGCCACCAUCCACCCUCUCUCCCCCCAACUUAGCCCACAAGUCCAUACAGAUACAGAUACAGUUAGGGACAGACAGACAGAUAGACAGUGUCUCGACGGAGAAGAAGAAAUGGCAUUCUCGUGAAACCAUCAGAGGAAGAGAAAAAAGGAGAAAAGUGUGAAGCUUUAAAGCUGGGAAGAUGACGGUGACGGAGGCGAAAGAAACCCUCUGCUGCUUCUUCUCUUCAUAAAAUAAAAAGCUCUCAAUGUCGGGUUCCUUUUCUUUCUUCACUUCCCUCUAUCUUUGCAUCUCCCAUUUGAUUCUGGCAUUAUAAUAUUGCUACUGAGAUCACAGAAACCCCUUUAUCUUUUAAUCUUUCUCUUCACUCCUUGUCUCACUCAUCCAUUUCCUCACAUUUCCCCCUUAAGAAUAUAAUUUUUUCCCGCUUCCAGUUCACGCAAGUAUUCGAUUUCUGAUGCCUUAAUAUCGUCCAAGUCCUUGCCUUUCACACUUCCACUUUAAUCUGGACUUCUUCUUCUUCUGGUUCCCCUCCGAGGUGCCAUUUUCUCUCUCUGCUUCAUUGUCCAACAUUGGUAGCUUGCUUCACUUAAUUGCCUUGAAUCUUGAUUAGGGGGGGGAAGACCACACAGCGUGUUUGAUGUUAGCAGAAUUGUAAUUCGUGAACUGCAUUGCUUGAAAUGUGAUUUGGAAUUAGUUCUACCACAUCCAUUCUUUUCGUGGUUCUUUUUGGUGUUGAUCUGUUUUAUUCGUCUUGUCUUCUUCCCCAGGGUCCUUGAAAAGAUUCUCCACUCACCCAUUUGGAGCAGUUGACUGAUCCGACUAUGUUUAUGCUCGAGUGAAGCUUCCAGGAUAGAUUCAAAUUAGUUAGUCGGCAUUGCACUUUGGUUUAAUGGUUUGGAAGUGCUAAAGCUGGUGUCUUUUUGGAUUUGCUGACGUUUUGGGGGCUUUUUGUAGCAGAAUAGUUUGUCUACAGAGAUGAGUUGGAGUUCGAGCAUGGAUGUCCACUUCAUGGAGACUAGUUAUCCUUAUAAUUCAGCUGGAAGCUUCAUGGAAUACUUUCAAGGUCUCACAUACGAACACGUGAAUUUCAUUUUUGAUGGUGGUUGCCAUGCUCAGGACAGUAGCUGUGACAAUUCAAAUUUCUACAAAUUUGGCACUUCGCAACCGGGGGGUACUUCGUAUUAUGAUCCGAGUCAUGCUUAUGAAGUCCGUGAUCAUGGACACGCGAUCGAUGAAUACAUACGACCCUUUCUGAGUUCUUCACAAAUGCCCAUUGAGCGGACUGUUGGCAGAAAUACAGAGUGGGAUAGUCAUGAGAACGCAACUGCCAGUGAAGACCCUAUUGACUGUGUGCGGAGACAUCAUAGUGAUCAUGAUUACCAUGAGGCUGUGUGGCAAGACAGCGUUGAUCCCGACCAUAUGACUUACGAGGAAUUGCUCGAACUAGGUGAGGCAGUCGGAAGUCAGAGUCGAGGGCUCUCCCAAGAACUCAUCUCUUUGCUUCCUGUGACGAGAUACAGGCGUUGCAUCUUCGCAAGAAGGAAAUCAAGAACCGAAAGGUGCGUAAUUUGCCAAAUGGAGUACAAGCGAGCUCAGAAGCGCAUCACAUUGCCGUGCAAGCACAUCUACCAUGCCAGCUGCGGUACUAAAUGGCUUAGCAUCAAUAAGGCAUGCCCCAUAUGUUACACCGACGUGUUAGCAUCAAACGUCAAGAAAUAAGCCAAACUGAAAGCAAAUACUCUCUUACCAUCGAAAGUUUUCGCGAUAUCCAAGUUUGGGAUGGUACUGUUUUCUCUCAUUCAUACAGUUCUGUUAGUUUCUGGGUUUUAGUUGGCUUCUUUAGUAGGAUUGGAGUGGAAGAAGUAGAAAAGGUGGUGGGGGGAAAUGGAAAAGAAAAGUGAAGAGAAGGGAUCAUGCUAUGCAAUGCUUGUUAUGCAAGGCAGCCAUAACCUGCAUAUUCAGUUUUUCUUUUCCUUCUUUCAUCAAUACUUAGUAUGUUAGUGGUGUGGAUUAGUGACAAAAAGUAUAAAUAACUUUUUGUGUCUGAAUUAUGUAAUUGACUAAUUUUCUUCGUUAAUUGUGAUGGUGGGCCGAUUCCUUUGACUUGUUCUUCGAUUCCGGCUAAAACAGAGCCCGGAGAGGGAAGGCCCAUGGGCUUUGACCCCAAAAAAAGAGUCGGCCUUCACCCUUUAUUAGCCGACCCACUGAGUUCAAGCAGUGUGAUCCAACAACAACUCCGUCCCUCAAAAGGAUGAAACGAGGUUGAGAUUUGGAACUCAGCAAUGGACGAGGUUGUCGGUUGUGUGUCUAAUUGAUCUAAGUUUUUUUUUUUUUUUUUUUACAAUGGCGAUAUAGGUUUAUCAUUUUUUGUAAUUAAGGGUACUACUGAAAGGAUUAGAAUUUGAGACCUUCAGAUUCUAGAUUAGUGAUAUUACCACUACACCAGACCCUUGUUCGUGAUUUAAGGGGCUCUUUGAUUUUUAGAAUUGUAUGGGAUUGUUAAUAUGCUUGCAUUCUUUAACAUCCAUUGCUUUUCAUUUUUACUUUCAUAUAGGGAUGACAAUGGGUCGGGUUUUGUCAAACCCAAACCCAAACUCAUGGGUUUAUCCGUGAAAAAAAUCCAGGGUAAAACCCAACCCGCUGGGUAUCCGCGGGUUCAUGGGUACCCACAGGUUUGUGUCGUAAAAAAUUCACAAUAACAAAUUCCUAUCAAAACACCAUUCUAGAAAAUUCAAGCAAAUCACAAAUUAUUCAACACCAAUCUAGAAUACUCAAGAAAAUUGAAGCAAUUCACAAAUUAUUUAUAAUAACAUGAUAAAUUGAAAGCUUAUUCCUUUCAAUUAAGUUUUUUCACUCUCCGCUCGAUAACAUCAACUUCAUAUUAUAUAACUAGAAAGAAAAAAUUAGGCAUGUCUCCACAAACAUAAAUAAGAUUAGUUGUUUAGAAUAUUAAAUAUGCCGAGAAAAUUAAUUAUAUGGGUGUGGGCGGGUACCCUUGGGUCGGGUUUACCUAAACCCAAACCCAACCAAGCACGAUAAAUAGUGAACGGGUUUAAACCCAAACCCGGCCCAAAACCCGUUAACACGGAUUUUACACACGUUGAUCGGGUUGGGUGGGGUGGAUAAUCGUGGGUUUGGGUUUUGUUGCCAUCUCUACUUUCAUACACAUACCGUGUAUGUAUUGUUUGUUUGAUGUAAUAGAAAUGCUGGAAAUAAUCUAAGGCGCCUUUAUACUAGCUCUGAGAAUAUUGAGAAAGUGGUGCGAAACCACCGAUUGGAAUUUGCUGAAACAAAGGGCUGGCAGCCUGGAUUCAAUAUAUUUCUUUUUGGCAAAGAUAAAUAUAGGGUUAAUAUUUUCGUAUGACCUGAAUUUUGAUCAAAAUAAAUAUUCUGGCCAAUCUUUUCGAUCUAUAACAUCCUGGCCCGAACUAUACACCAAAAUAAAUAAUUUGGCCAGAUCCGACUUUUGACCGUUAACUUGGACGGUCAAACGCGUUGACCGUUAGUCAACGCGCCAUGUCACUGCCAAGUCAGCAUAAAAUAUUUAAAAUAAUUCACAAUUUCCACACAUUCCCUAAUUUUAAAUUAUUAUAAAUUAAAAAAGGCAUCUAAUACCUUAGAUAAACCAAAAAUAAAAAACGAAAAAAAUU
This is a messenger RNA of Linum trigynum, 4415 nucleotides long. NCBI's taxonomy places the organism in Eukaryota, Viridiplantae, Streptophyta, Magnoliopsida, Malpighiales, Linaceae. The record is from the annotation of a GenBank genome assembly.